Molecule: messenger RNA, 1029 nt
Organism: Schistocerca serialis cubense
Lineage: Eukaryota; Metazoa; Arthropoda; Insecta; Orthoptera; Acrididae
Product: mast cell protease 1A-like
Exons: 4
Coding region: 1-1029 (342 amino acids)
Biological process (GO): proteolysis
Molecular function (GO): serine-type endopeptidase activity
Source: RefSeq, a predicted model, not a curated record
AUGAAGCUUCGAGCAGCACACCAUUGGAACACGGUGCAAGUGUGCUGGUUGGCCGCGUGGUGCGCUAUCGUCGCGUUGGUUCACUGCGGUCUCAACACGCCGGAGGAAAUACGGAAGGGCAAGGAAGCAUGGGAGCGGUGGCGUCGCGCGGGGAAGAGGCACAGACAUCCGGAGUGCAGAAUAUUUGGAGGCUUCCAGACUCACAUCGGCGUGUACCCCUUCGCCAUUUACAUGCAGGUCAGGGAACGUACCGACGUCUGGCACUGUUCCGGCAGCAUCGUGGCCAAGGAGUGGGUUCUAUCGGCGCGCCACUGUGGGGGAUAUGAAAUAUGGGAAGGCGUGAUAUUCGCUGGUGACGUGGACUUCACGACAGACAAGGUGUUCACAAAGUACUACGUCCAGAUACGCAUUGUCAGGGAUGCGAAGAGUUACAUACCUCCGACUCCUGACCACAAGGACCACGACAUCAUGAUGGUGCGUGUGUGGAGGGGCUUCACUUCCGUCGUUGGUUACGUCACAGUUAUUCCCAUCACUGAGGAGAGGACGCUAGAUCCAGGGUUCAAGCAGCUUUGCACCGUAGUGGGCUUCGGACGACGUGGGAGGAACCUGAUACCAGAUACAGGACUCCUGAGAGGGGCCAGCUUCCUCAUGGAGCAUGGCAGCAAGUGCGGGUACAGCGGCAUCACUGACAACGGCUUGUGCACUUUCGAUGUCAAGAAGAAGUCUGCGUGUUUCGGCGACUCUGGAGGGCCCAUCCUCUGCAACAACGUGCGGGUCCAGUUCGGCAUGGUGGUGGCGGCCCUGUACGAAAACUGCACCAUCGACUACUGCGGGGCCCCGGUCACAUUCAACAUACACCUGUUCCUCGGCUUCUACCGCGAGUGGAUCAUGAGGUUCGUCAACCCGCCUGUGGCGCCGGGGCGCCGGGACGCCGCCUCCCAGACGGCGUCUGCACCGACCCUCGCGCUGUCUUCCGGACUCGCUCUCUCCCUGCUCAGAUCCUUACCAGACUCUCUCCUGGCUGCAUGA